Molecule: messenger RNA, 2663 nt
Organism: Pistacia vera
Lineage: Eukaryota; Viridiplantae; Streptophyta; Magnoliopsida; Sapindales; Anacardiaceae
Product: probable disease resistance protein At5g66890
Exons: 6
Coding region: 138-2528 (796 amino acids)
Biological process (GO): defense response to fungus
Molecular function (GO): ADP binding
Source: RefSeq, a predicted model, not a curated record
UUCUCUCAUGUUCAUAUGAAGAGUCGUAUUCCUUAAAUUCUUCUAUUUGUGUCUCAUUCUUAAUUUCUUCCAAAAUUUAGACUGAAAUUUGUUCAUUUCCUGGAAUUUAGAUUUGUUUUUUCGUUGAAGAGAAAGUGAUGAUGGACUAUGGAGGAGCCGCCCUUGGAGCAGCGUUCGGAGCGCUAGUACAAGCAGUUGUUGAGGCGAGUUUUAAAGCAUGGAUGUUCAAGUCCCUCUUGAAGCAACUGAAAUCCACUUUAGAGUCUGUAACUCCUAUCAUCAAAGAAAUUGAGAAGUUGAACAGAGAUUUGGAUCGGCCAAGGCAUGAAACUGGUAAGUUCAUUAGGAAAUUGGAACAAGGCGAGCAACUUGUGCCGCAAAUGCUCAACAGUAAGAAACUGGAUACCUCAAUAGCCAGUUUCUUUCAGGUUGAUAUGGUAGCACAACAUUUAAGGGACACCAAAGAAACACUUGUGAAAGUCAAUGAAAUGCAUAGCAUCUUCAAGAGACCCGACGGUAAAGAAAACGCAAGUGGGUUUAAACCGUUUAAAAUUAUUGGAGCUUGCUCAGUGCCUGAUCCUCCGCAGAUUGCCCCUGGCCUGGAUGUUCAAUUGGAGGAGUUAAAGAUGGAUUUGCUUAAGAAGGGCAUGCAAGUGAUUGUGUUGUCAGCUCCUGGAGGAUCUGGGAAGACUACAUUGGUUAAAAAACUUUGCAAAGAUGAUAAAGUCAAAGGAAAAUUCCAGAACAACAUAUUCUUUGUCACUGUGUCUAAAACGCCCAAUGUGAAGGUGAUUGUACAGAAAAUAUUUAAACAUAAGGAUUGCGAGGUGCCUGAGCUUCUGACUGAUGAAGACGCAUUUAAUGAAUUGGGACGAUUGCUGAACCAAAUACAGUCAGAGCCUAUAUUGUUGGUCCUUGAUGAUGUCUGGUCUGGAUCAGAAUCCAUGGUGCAAAACUUGAAGUUCCAAUUGCCUGAUUACAAGAUUUUGGUGACAUCAAGAUUUGUAUUCCCGCAAUUUGGUCCUGGACAUAAUUUGAAACCACUGAAUGAAGAAGAUUCAAUGACUCUUUUUAACCAUUCAGCAGUGCUGCCAGAUGGGACCUUGUACAUUCCAGAUCAAAAUCUUGCCUAUCAGAUAGUGAGAGCCUGUAAGGGAUCUCCACUGGCCCUUACUGUAGUUGGCAGAUCACUCUGUGGGCAGCCUGAGGAAGUCUGGCAAAUAAGAGUGAAGGAAUGGACUCAAGAUGCAACUAUUUUCUAUUCUAACACUGAUCUACUUGUUCCUCUCCAAAGCAGCUUGGAUGCCCUAGAUAAUAAAAUCAAGGAGUGUUACAUGGACCUUGGUUCAUUUCCUGAGGACCAAAGAAUUCCUGUCACUGCCCUAAUUGACAUGUGGAUGGAAUUGUAUAAACUGGUCGAAGGUCGUUAUGCCAUUGCAAACCUCAAUGAUCUCUCCAAUCGAAAUUUGGUUAAUCUGGUGGUCACAAGGAAUACUGCUAGUCAUAAUGGCUGCUACAAUGAUCAUUUUGUCAUGCAACAUGACCUUCUCAGAGAUUUGAUUAUCCAUCAAAGCAUGUUGGAGCCAAUAGAGAAGAGAAAAAGACUAUUCAUAGAGAUAAGUGGAAACAAUUUUCCUGAGUGGUGGUUGGAACAAACUCUGCACCCAGUUAACGCCCGUCUCUUGUCAAUCUCCACAGAUGAAACAUUCUCGUCCAGUUGGUACGACAUCAAAGCACCUUUAGUUGAGGUUGUAGUUCUAACUAUUCAAACAAAGAAGUACACCUUGCCAAAUUUCAUGGAGAUGAUGGACAAAAUGAAGGUCUUGAUAGUCACAAAUAAUGGUUUCUUCCUUGCUGAAUUAAGUAACUUUAAAAUUCUUGGUUCUUUAUCCAAUCUAAAGACAAUUAGAUUGGAGCGAGUUUCAAUUCCUUCCUUUGACAUGACAGCGAUACAAAUGAAGAAUCUGCUGAAAAUAUCCUUGGUUUUGUGCAAUGUUGGUGAGGUUUUUAGGAAUUCCACCUUCCACGUUUCAGACGCAUUUCCAAAUCUAAAGGAGAUGGACGUUGACUAUUGCAAUGAUCUUGAUGAAUUGCCUGAUGGGGUAUGUGAUAUUGUCUCCCUAAACAAGCUCAGCAUCACCAACUGUCAUAAGCUGACUCAACUGCCUGAAGGAAUUGGGAAGCUUGUAAACUUAGAAUUGCUAAGGCUUGCUUCCUGCGCUGAGUUGGAAGCUUUGCCAGACACAAUUGGGAACCUAUCUAAUUUAAACUUUCUUGAUAUAUCUGAAUGUCUAAGCUUCAACGAAUUGCCAAUACAGAUUGGUGAAUUAUGCAGUUUAAAAACGCUUAGCAUGAGAGGGUGCUCUGCUUGUGAGCUACCCGCGUCCAUUAUGAAUCUUAAGAAAUUAGAAGUUGUGAGAUGCGACGAAGAGACAGCCUAUAACUGGGAACAAUUCGAGGCCCUUCUGACAAAUCUAAAGGUAGAAGAGGUGAAAGAGGAUUCCGACUUGAAUUGGCUCCGCAAUUAACAUUUCUGAGAAUUUUUUUUUGGUUUUUCUUUGUACACCAUGCUUAAACAGUGAACAUCGUUGAAUUGUAAUUAUUAUGUUGGAAUGAUAGUAAAAAUUAUUAUAAGAAAAAAUACAUGGAAAGUUUUGAUGAUA